AUGCAUAUGAGAUUCUUAUUUCUCCUCGCCAUCCUUGUCCGAGGAGGACUAUCUAAGCGUGACUGCGAUGAAAAGGGUAUGAGAUGUCAUUGGGAAGGCACGAGCCCCAUCUGUGGUAGCACCGACAAAAGUUUAGGAGACACGGAAGUACGAGAUGACGGUACCUAUGUAUUGCAAGAAUGGAGCAAGGAUUACAACCGGUUGACCCUUUGGAACAAAAAUCUGGUGGGCUAUGACUGCAUCAGACAGGGAGCUUACGGCGAGUCGUGCUACCUCGGGGGGUACAAACGCCUUUGGUGCAAGGUUAAGGAUCCCAAUCCUGAGGCAUCUAACGACAGUGAGCCACUUACUGGCAAACCCAAGGCAUACACUGGUUGGGCAUUCGACGGCAGCGACCAAGCCCUGGACUUGGAUGACCAAUGCAAAUCCCUACCGAGUUUCUUGUCUCGCAAUGUGGGAUCUAUUGAUAUCCCUUGCUCUUUGCACAACAGAACCCAUUCAGCCAUAUGCUCGUUAUACUCGGAUUCCAAAUGUGCAACCGAAAUUAUCACAUACGAUCGCAGCCAUUAUUCCCUCUUCGCGAACAAGCAAGGGGAGAGAUACGGCGACAUCGGCAGCCGCGUCGCAAGCAUCAAGUGUCAGGUGCGAGCCAACACAGACCUGUGGACAUCCCAUGUUCGGUCGGUUGAUCAUCCGUCGAAUGAGAGCGUCGGUCAGUGCCCGAAUGAAAAAUGCUCUUCGUUCUGUACUGGUGAGCCCCAGUCUGGCGGACUUUAUUGCAGUGACUAUGCCACAUGCAAGAGGGCCUUGAGCCUGGGAGAUGCUUGCACGAAACAACAAGAGUGUGGUGUGAAUGUUUGCCAAAAUAACACCUGCCAGCAAGCCUCUUCGUCUCUUGGGUGGUAUGGGUAUAAGUAA
This is a messenger RNA of Aspergillus pseudonomiae, 918 nucleotides long. RefSeq lists its product as uncharacterized. Lineage: Eukaryota; Fungi; Ascomycota; Eurotiomycetes; Eurotiales; Aspergillaceae. The transcript is spliced from 4 exons. Bases 1 to 918 code for a protein of 305 amino acids. The record is from RefSeq and is a predicted model, not a curated record.